This is a messenger RNA of Elaeis guineensis (African oil palm), 672 nucleotides long. RefSeq lists its product as uncharacterized. The record is from RefSeq and is a predicted model, not a curated record. Lineage: Eukaryota; Viridiplantae; Streptophyta; Magnoliopsida; Arecales; Arecaceae.
GCAUAUCUCGUGUGUCCCGAUAUCCCGCGGCAAAAGAUCUAAAUAGAAUUACCCACAGGCCGCGAAAGGGAAAAAAGGAAAGGGAACGGGCCAUGGCGUUCUGCUCGUGCUUCGGACCUUCGAAGGCAGAGAGGCUCGAGGCGGAGCGCAUCCAGUCCCAAGAAGCCCGUCUCCGAGCCGCCGAGGCCGCUCAGAAGAGGCAAGAGCAGUUUGAGAAGUCGGCAGCUGGGAGAGCGGCAAUCAAGCAGAUGGCAGCAAUGAAGCAAUCCAAUGUCUCUAACAAAGGAGAACCGGUUCUUAAGUGGCAGAUGGGAUGAAUACUAGCUUAUAUGGUGAUCGACCAUGACCAUGUAAAGAAUAUUUGUGAUUUGAUUGUGGAUUGUAUUCUGCUCUCAGCAAAAGAACAAAUCCUCCAAGCAAAUUCACAGGGCAACUUAAUGCGCAGAUGUUUGUUUGUUUGGGGAUAAUAAAAUGUCUGUCUCUGUUUUUUUCUUGAAGCAGUAAACAGUAAUUAUGUAUCCAUAGAGAAAGUUAAGUGUAAGCAGGAUGGGAUUGUCCUGUAAAUACCCAUUAUAUGACCAUAAAUAUAUCUGGAACUGCACUUGGCUUUCAUCUUUCUUCUCAGUAGAAACCUAUUGUCACAAGUGAAUUUUCAUUCUUACUUUGUGGAUA